AUGUAUUAUGGUUCCACUUUGCAGCUCCAAAUUUUCUAUACUGUCUGUCACAUAAAUAUCCGUUCUCCCAACAUGUCACGGUUGCCGGUAUUUCUUCCGGAAGAACUUGUUGUCGAAGUGCUUUCCUUUCUUCCCGUCAAAUCUCUCUUGCAACUAAGAUGUGUCAGUAAGUCAUGGAAGUCACUCAUCUCCGAUCCCACCUUUGUCAAAGUACACCUUAAUCGAUCUGCACGGAAUGCGGACAUUACGAUUAUAUCUUCUUUCGUUGUUGAGGAUGAGGCAGCGUUUUAUUUGAUGGAAAACCCUCCAAUCAUCGUCAAUCGUUUCAAUGAUUCUUACCAUCAAUUGAAAGAUAAGGACUGCAACUCUAUAAUUGGUUCUUGCAAUGGAUUGCUAUGUUUGUUAGGUCUUUCUUACAUCAAUGACCAUAGAGAGAUGUGUUUUAGUUUUUGGAAUCCUGCCACUAGAACAAUAUCAGAAAAAUUAGGGUAUUCUAGUGAACAUAAAGACCUACACCGUCCUCAUAAUUUGAUAUUUGGUUAUGAUGAUUCAACCGGCACUUAUAAGGUGGUCUAUUUCAUUUCUCAUACAACACAGGUAAGAGUUUUUAGUUUGGGCCAUAAUGUUUGGAGAAAUAUUCAAAAUUCUCCUCUGGAUCAUGAGUGCAUAAUGAACGUUGUGCAAUUGAGUGGUAGCUUCAUUUGGUUGGCAAAUCAUAAUUACAUCGGUAAAAAAAUUGUGAUUGUUUCUCUUAAUUUAGGCACCGAAAUACACACUCAAUUGUUGCCUCCUCCGAGUUUUGAUGAUGAGCCAAUUAUUAAUCCAAAUCUAAGUGUGUUAAAGGAUUGUCUUUGUUUUUCUCAUGAUUUCAAUCAAACUCAUUUUGUUAUAUGGCAAAUGAAGGAAUUUGGAGUGGAAGACUCUUGGACUCAAUUCCUUAAAAUUAGUUAUCAUAAUAAUCUUCAAAUAGAUGAUCCAUAUGAUGAAUUCAACUAUAGCUUGUUGCCAUUAUUUCUUUUGGAGAAGAAAGAUACACUGUUAUUGACAAACACAUAUCAACAACGUCAGAUAAUUCUCUAUAAUUGGAGAGAUAAUAGUGUUAAAAGAAUCAAUAAAUCUUGGCCGUUUCAUUCCAAGAAUUAUGUUGAAAGUUUGGUUUGGUAUCGUUGA
This is a messenger RNA of Vicia villosa (hairy vetch), 1170 nucleotides long. RefSeq names its product F-box protein At1g11270-like. The transcript is spliced from 2 exons. Gene Ontology annotation, molecular function: protein binding. The record is from RefSeq and is a predicted model, not a curated record. NCBI's taxonomy places the organism in Eukaryota, Viridiplantae, Streptophyta, Magnoliopsida, Fabales, Fabaceae. The coding region runs from base 1 to 1170 and encodes 389 amino acids.